AGUGCUGAGCUGUCCGAUGAGGCGGGAACACGCAUUUUUCCCCAGCUGUCCGACUGUUGAGUGUGCCUCUAAUUGAAGAUUUUGCGAAUUGCACUUUUGUGCCGCUUCUAUGUUCCUCGGUUUGGCCUCUCCUGUCCAAGGACACUAAAUUCGUGUCACGUUAAAUAUUACAUCGGCGUGGGAAAAGAGUGUUUACGUGUCGUACGACAAGUCGGCACUACGUAUCACCCGAAAGGUGCACGGAGUUUAUUUAAUUCUUUUUCUUCUCAUUGUGGAGCAAAUAGUGCUGUGACGUCAUGUGUUGACAAAAAUUUGUACAUGAAACUGUGAAUCCGUGGUCACUUUCCAUUUUUGGUGAUAAACAUAAAAUUCAGAGCACACCGCUGUUGGUGGAAAGUUACUAUUUAGCACAACCACGACGAAUUUUUUUCCACAAAAAUAGUGCUGAACUUUUUGGGGAAAAAAAGUUUAAUAAAGGCCAACAAAGGACACAACAUUCCCUCCCAAGAGUGAUGUAGAAAUAAGGAUAAUUAAGUGACUGCACCUGUUCCCGCCUGAGAAAAUCCCUCACGUGGCCAGUAUUUUUUUUUUUGCAAGCACACAUUUGUCCGGGAGUUUCCCCGCAUAGCAUUUUGCACACAUUAGUGACUAAUUUUUACAUCUUCCGUGGAAGCUGUUAGCCCCCGGGGGAAAAUAUACAAGAAAAUUCUCUUUUUUAAAAAAAAGUGAGCGCGAGGAAAAUUGAGAAAAAUUGCAAAUCAACGUGGGACAAGUGGAGCACGCUAAGGUGACAUCGCCGACAGCUCGACGGUUUACAAUUUAAUGGUUUUCAUGAAUGGACUUGGCCCAGACCCUCUGCCAGCCAAAGAGGCAGAGGGCCCUCCAGUUCAGCUAGAACCCGUAGAUCUCAGUCUGCGAUCACCUCGUGAUACUCCCACGAGAACAAACAACCUCAAGCGACCACCCCCACCGUUGAUGUUGGCACCACACUUGCUAGGAACAAAAAGACCAAAAGACAUUCUCUCAUCACGAAAGUACCUUAACUCCACCCUGACUGGUGGGAUUUCCAACAAUAACAACAGCAGCAGCACCAACAACAACAUCGCAAUUCCCAGCCACUGCGUGACCGAGGGUGAGCAUUCGGCGGCACUUAGUGGUAUUCUGCUGCGCAAUGAAGGUCACGUGAGACUCUCAGGGGGUCCACGGGUGGAGUACGGGAAGAGCAAGAAAAUCCACAAAUGUGAUGCCGAUGGAUGCGACAAGGUGUACACGAAGAGUUCCCACCUCAAGGCGCACAAAAGAACGCACACAGGUGAGAAACCGUAUGUCUGCACGUGGGAGGGCUGCGUGUGGCGCUUUGCGAGGUCAGACGAACUCACGCGCCACUACCGGAAGCACACGGGUCUCCGGCCAUUCUGCUGCAAGAUGUGCACCCGCUCCUUCAGUCGCUCAGAUCACCUGGCCCUGCACAUGCGACGCCACUUGUGCGCACAUUUCCCUGAGAGUGUUGUGGGUUGUAACUGUUGGCGGUGGGAAGAGGAGACUUCGUGGAUAUUCGGAAUGGGUAUGUGGCAGCAUCCUUCAGUUGUGCGUCGGGCAUCUCUGUGUGAUGAUCUGUGCGUGAUGGCACACACGCGUGCUUUCUCACCCAAAGUCAUCUUGGACAUUAGUCACGAUCACCAAGUUAACAUCCAUCAUCAGCCACAGUAUAUAUCACCGGGACAAAUGGGCUAUCCCGAUGGACCUUUCCCGCAACCAAUUAAAAUGGAAGUUUCCGAAUAUGAUGGGGAGGAAAUUCUCCGGGGGCCACCGUAUCCGGACAAGGAGAACAACUACAUGCCCACCCUCUUCGAUGGGGCUCCUCCGUGUGAAUAUCAAUUUGUACGAAGUGAAAAUCCCGACUUAUCCGCCAUUCCUACAGUCCUACCACCCAUUGCAACGCGAAAACGUCGCGAGAGCUGCGAAGAUUCCUUCCAGGAUACCUACAGACCCAUCAAGAGGACACGCUACGAUGCGCCAGAUGGGCAAUCAGGGCAAUUUAUGGAUGGAUCCUACGAACCAAAGUACUACCCCACACAGGAUUACUACCAAACGGAAAUGCCAUUCACAAUGAAGGAAAUCCUGCAGGAUGGCAAAUCACCCGCCGUGGAGGGAUUCGAUCUACCAAUGCUGGAGGCGGAAGAUGAGCUUGAAACAAAGUCAACAGACAGCAAAACCUCAAUGUGCGGAAGUUCAUCGUCUGGGAAGCGGUCACGAAAGCCCCGAAGACGGAAGAAACCCACAAAGGAGUCGAGCUUUGCUGAACUCCAAACCCAGAGGGUCAUGGCGAAUGUGAGGGAGCGCCAGAGGACACAAAAUCUUAAUGAAGCCUUCGCCUCACUACGUAAGAUCAUUCCAACAAUGCCAAGCGAUAAGCUGAGCAAAAUUCAAACCCUCAAAUUAGCAGCAAAGUACAUCGAGUUCCUUUUUAAAAUUCUCUCCAACAAGGAGAUCUGCCUGCGGACACUGGAGGAGAGGAUUAAUCAGGGAAGUACAGCACAGUCCACCGAAGGACUUAAGCCAGUCUUUAGUGGGGCCGAUGGAGCAAAUAGUGGGGUGAUUGCCCAUGAAAAACUCAGUUUAAUGUUCAGUGUGUGGCGGAUGGACUGUGAUUGGAAUCAAGGAAAAAUGUAAACCAUCCAAAGAAAAAUCCAAACAAAGGAAAAAAACAAAAAAAAACGUUAAAAAAUUUCGCGUGCGUGAAAAACAGUGAAUGAGUGAUAAAUGGAUGUGGUUCAGUGUACAGCAGCCGUCGGGAAUUAUUGAAUUUUUGCAUCAAUUCUUCAAGAUGCUACAACCUAAUCCUGGAUGUCAUUGGAAGCUUCAAAAGAUGAUAACGUAAGAAAAUUUAUGUUUAAUUUUUCAAGGAUCCCAGGAUUUUUUAUUAUUAUAAGAAAGCUUCAAUAAAAAGCUUUUACUUUUUAUUUAAAAUAAAAACUUACUUAGAAUUAAAGAAAAUCAUUCCGAUUACACAAAAUAUAUUCACAAAGUCAUAGUUUUAGGAUUAAGAUUGCAAAUGUAGGUAUGUAGGUAUUAUAUAGGAGAAGUCUUCUAAAAUAUAUUAUAAAUAAUAACUGUACAAAAAUGAAUAUUAUACAUAUUUGUUAGAAAAUAUCGGUUUAUUUUUUAAAGAGAAUUUGAUGCAUUUGUAGGAAGUUUGAUCGCGGAUUUUUUAAUUUAAAAUAUAUAAAAAAUUAAGGAUAAUUUUCCGUGAUAUACAUACGUGGAAGUCUAGCAGGUUUUUUUUUUUAAAUAAAAGUUGAAGAUUUUUUGAAGUCAAGUUUGGAGUAAAGCUUAAGGUUCUAUGAAACGUUUAAGAUCUCUCCUAAUUUUUUUUUGAACAUUUUAUCGAACUUUGAUUUUCAUAAAAGUACAAUUCAAAACUCAUUACAUAAAAGCUGUGUAUAUAAGAAACACAACUAAUUGAUUAAAUUAAAAUAAGCAAUUCAAUAAUUUUAGGGAAGAGUAGGGAAAAAAUACUCAAUGGUUUAGAAAAAGGUAAAAUUAUCAGGUAAUUAUCCUGAUGUAUUUUCAAAAUGGCCGCCAUCUUCUUUUUUCCAUAAUGGGGUUUUUCAGCCCCAUAUUUAGUAUUGUUUGGUUAAAUUUUUCUUCACCAAAUCGAUUAAUAAUGCAUUAAAGCACAUUUUUUGAGUCAGAGGUGGUGAAAAAAUCUGGUGGCCAUCUUGAAAAAUGUUAAAAGUAUCAUAUUUCCCAGCAAUAUCUAUUUACGUGAUACUAGAGCUUUUCUUCAAAUUAUUAUUUUCUUUUCAUGGAGAUUUUUCUUCUCUUUCUUCUCCUCAAAUUAAUGUCAAAUUGAAAACCAAUUUGUCUUGCGUACUUGUAAUAAAUUCUCUUAACCAAAAAAAAAAACUCGAAUCAAUAUAUUAAUUUUAGUAAAAAGGUAGUACAGUAUACAGCGAAAAGGACGCUAUUGAUAAUUUAUAGAAAGAAAAAAACACCAAAUUAAAGGAAAACUUUUUACUCAAAUUAAGACCUCAAGUUUUGUUUUAGCAAAACAAUAAAAUAUUCUUCAAUUUUCACUGUAGUACCUACAGAUCUCAAUGACGGAAACGGAAGAAUUUAGUAUAAACGAUAACUUGAUUUAACUUGGCUCUCUCAUAAAUCAAAGAUCGGGAAAUGUAAUAAAAAUUUUUGGAAGCAAAACGAACUCAUUUUUUGUAGUUAGAAUCUUUAAAUUUUAUACAAAUACUUUCUAAAGAACAUUAAGAACAUUAGUCGCUAACCUUAUGCUCUUUAGUUGGAAAAGUAAGCCUGUUUUGCUAAAGCUCCCAACUACAUAAGACCCUUAAAAUUACCUUUUUUCGGACUAUAAAAAAAACUCCUCGUAAUGAAACUUUUGCACUCAAAUUCUCAUUAAAAAAAAAUGUUUAUAUUCUGUAAAAUAGAACACUAUCUUUAAGAAAUAAAAGUCACAAUGUGGUGAUAAGGAAAAUGUGUAUAAAAUAAAAGAAAUAUUGUA
This is a messenger RNA of Lutzomyia longipalpis, 4519 nucleotides long. RefSeq lists its product as uncharacterized. Gene Ontology annotation, biological process: regulation of transcription by RNA polymerase II. The record is from RefSeq and is a predicted model, not a curated record. The transcript has 8 exons. Gene Ontology annotation, molecular function: RNA polymerase II cis-regulatory region sequence-specific DNA binding; protein dimerization activity; DNA-binding transcription factor activity, RNA polymerase II-specific. Lineage: Eukaryota; Metazoa; Arthropoda; Insecta; Diptera; Psychodidae. Bases 823 to 2673 code for a protein of 616 amino acids.